Messenger RNA from Cygnus atratus (black swan), 3828 nucleotides. RefSeq names its product zinc finger protein 628-like. NCBI's taxonomy places the organism in Eukaryota, Metazoa, Chordata, Aves, Anseriformes, Anatidae. The record is from RefSeq and is a predicted model, not a curated record.
AUGGUGGGCGCGCAGCAGCCGGAGCUGGCGGCGGGGCGGGCGGCAGCGGCGGGCGGCGGGGAGCACCCCUACGAGUGCCUGGAGUGCGGGAAGGUGUUCAAGUGGUCGUCGCGGCUCAUCCACCACCAGCGCACCCACACGGGCGAGCGGCCCUACAAGUGCUCCGAGUGCCCCAAGGCCUUCAAGGGCUCCUCGGCGCUGCUCUACCACCAGCGCAGCCACACGGGCGAGCGGCCCUACAAGUGCUCCGAGUGCGGCAAGGCCUUCAAGCGCUCCUCGCUGCUGCAGAUCCACCAGAGCGUGCACACGGGGCUGCGCGCCUUCAAGUGCGCGCUCUGCGGCAUGGCCUUCAAGUGGUCCUCGCACUACCAGUACCACCUGCGGCAGCACACGGGCGAGCGGCCCUACAAGUGCACCGCCUGCCCCAAGGCCUUCAAGAACUCCUCCAGCCUCCGCCGGCACCGCCACAUCCACACGGGCGAGCGGCCCUACGUCUGCGCCGCCUGCGGCAAGGCCUUCACCCAGUCCACCAACCUGCGCCAGCACCAGCGCACCCACACGGGCGAGCGGCCCUACGCCUGCGCCCACUGCGGCAAGACCUUCACCCACUCCUCCAACCUCCUCCUGCACCAGCGCACCCACGCCGCCACCAGGCCCCACAAGUGCCCGGCCUGCCCCAAGGCCUUCGUCUCGGACGCCUGCCUGCAGAAGCACCUGCAGAGCCACGCCGCGCCGCCCCCGCCGCAGCCCCCGCCACUGCUGCUGGAGGCGGUGGAGGCGGUGGGGAUGCUCUGGAAGUGCGGCGAGUGCCAGCUCGCCUUCCCCAGCCAGGAGCUGCUGCUGGGCCACCAGCGUGGCCACCUCCGGCCGGGGACGCCGGGGGACGCGGCGACGGCGGCUGCCCACCGCUGCCCCACCUGCGGCAAGACCUUCAAGAACGGCUCGGGGCUGGCACGGCACCGGCACAGCCACGCCGCCGAGCGGCCCUACAAGUGCUCGCUGUGCCACAAGAGCUUCGGGCAGCUGGCCGGGCUGCUGGGCCACCAGCGCGGCCACUCGGCCGAGCAGCGCCCGCCACCGGCGCAGCCGGAGCCCCGGCCCCAGCCUGAGCGCCCCUACCAGUGCACCGAGUGCGGCAAAGCCUUCAAGGGCUCCUCGGGGCUGCGUUACCACAUGCGGGACCACACGGGCGAGCGGCCCUACAAGUGCUCCGAGUGCCCCAAGGCCUUCAAGCGCUCCUCGCUGCUCGCCAUCCACCAGCGGGUGCACACGGGGCUGCGCGCCUUCAAGUGCGCCGAGUGCGGCCUCACCUUCAAGUGGUCGUCGCACUACCAGUACCACCUGCGGCUGCACACGGGCGAGCGGCCCUAUGCCUGCCCCGACUGCCCCAAGGCCUUCAAGAACACCUCGUGCCUCCGCCGGCACCGGCAGCUGCACACGGGCGAGCGGCCCCACGCCUGCCCGGUGUGCGGCAAGGCCUUCGCACAGACCUCCAACCUGCGCCAGCACCAGCGCACCCACACGGGCGAGCGGCCCUACGCCUGCGCCCACUGCGGCAAGACCUUCACCCACUCCUCCAACCUCCAGCUCCACCAGCGCACCCACUCCAGCGCCCGCCCCCACCAGUGCCCGCUCUGCCCCAAGGCCUUCGUCAUGGCCUCCUACCUCCAGCGCCACCUCCGCACCCACGCCGCAGGCCCCAAGGGGCCCCCCCGCGCCGCCCCCCGCGACGUCCCCGUCCUGCAGGCCACCCUCAGCCUGGAGGUGGCGGCCCCCGACGCCCAGACCUUCCUGCUGGUGCAGACGGCGCAGGGCCUGCAGCUCAUCCCCAGCCCUCCGCCUCCCCCCCAGAAGCUCAUCCUGCUCCCCGCUGCCCCCCGGCCGCCCCCCGAGCCCACCCCACGCCGGGGGGAGCCUCCGGGCCCUGGGCAGAGCCUCCUGCUGGUGCCCAGCACGGGGACGGCCCUGCCUGGGCUGCGGCUGCAGGCGGUGACCGGCACCCCGCAGGGCCCGGGGCCUGGCGUCCUCGUCCUGCAGGGCCUCCCUGAGCAGCCCCCGCGCCAGGCAGGUGCCCCCCAGGGCCAGGCAGCAGCAGAGGGGGUGAGCGUCCGGCUGGGAGCCCUGCCGCAGCCCUCAGAUGUCGCCAGCAUCCAGCUCCAGGCCACCGAGGUGGCCAGUGUCCAGCUCCAAGCCCUGCCGCAGCCCUCGAAGGUCACCAGCAUCCAGCUCCAGGCCACCGAGGUGGCCAAUGUCCACCUCCAAGCCUUGUCGCAGCCCUCUGAGGUGGCCAACAUCCAGCUCCAGGCUGCUGAGGUGACGAAUGUCCAGCUCCAAGCCCUGCCACAGCCCUCGGAGGUCGCCAACAUCCAGCUGCAGGCCACCGAGGUGGCAGACGUCCAGCUGCAGGCCCUGCCGCAGCCCCCAGAUGUCACCAGCAUUGAGCUGCAGGCCGCCGAGGUGACAAACGUCCACCUCCAAGCCCUGCCACAACCCCCGGGGGUCACCAACAUCCAGCUGCAAGCCAGCGAGGUGGCAAACGUCCAGCUCCAAGCCCUGCCGCCACCCCCAGAGGUGACCAACAUCCAGCUCCAGGCCCUGCCGCAACCCGCGGAUGUCACCGACAUCGAGCUGCAGGCCACUGAGGUCACAAACAUCCAGGUCCAAACCCUGCCGCAGCCCUCGGAGGUGACCAGCAUCCAGCUCCAGGCCGCCGAGGUGCCCAGCGUCCACCUCCAGGCCGCGGAGGUGACCGAUGUCCAGCUGCAGGCCACCCAAGUGACCAACGUCCAGCUCCAAGCCCUGCCGCAGCCCUUGGAGGUGCCCGGCGUCCAUCUCCAGGCUGCGGAGGUGCCCGACAUCCAGCUGCAGACCUCAGACGUGACCAGUGUCCAUCUGGAUACCGCCGAGGUGCCCAACAUCCAUCUAGAGACCGCCGAGGUGCCCAGCAUCCACCUCCAAGCCGCCGAGGUGGCCAACGUCCAUCUUCAAGCCACCGAUGUGGCCAGCGUCCAGCUCCAGGCCACCGAGGUGCCCAACCUCCAGCUCCAGGCCACUGAGGUGCCCGGUGUCCAUCUCCAAGCCACCGAGGUGCCCAACCUCCAGCUCCAAGCCACCCAAGUCCCGAGCGUCCAGCUCCAGACCCUUCCGCAGCCCCCGGAGGUGCCCAACGUCCAUCUUCAGCCGGCGGAGGUGCCUGACAUCCAGCUCCAAGCCGUGGAGGUGCCCAACCUCCACCUCCAGGCCACUGAGGUGCCCGCCGUCCACCUGCAGGCCGUGGAGGUGCCCCCGGUCCACCUGCAGCCCCCGGCGGGGGCACACCCCGCCCCGCAGCCCCCCGGGGUGCCGCUGGCGGGGGGCCCUCCGGCGCCGGAGGUGCUGCUGGUGCAGGGGGGGGCAGCGCCGGCCGUGGGGUUGGGGGUGCUGCAGACGGCCGAGGGGCUGCGGAGCAUCUUGGUGCUGCGGGGGGCAGGCGCCCAGCCCUCGGCCGGUCCCCCUGCAGGACCCCCCAAAGUCCUGGUCCUUAGGGGGGAGCCCCGGCGGGGGGGGGCAGCGGGCAGCGAGGGGGGGGCGCAGGCUGUGGUGCAGCUGCUGCCCGGCCCCCCGGCUCCCCAGCUGCCGGCGGUACAGGGGGUGCAGGCGCUGCCGGGGGCGCAGCUGUGCACACCUUCUGAGGGGGGCAAGCGGCACGGACCCCACGGCCACUGCGGCCACCCUGCUGCCCCCGGGGUGGCCAUGCGGCACCCCCAGGGCCACCGCAGCCCCCACAUGGCCCCCACUACGUGGCCACCUCAUGGCCACCUUCGCUGCCACCCCAUGGCGCCCUCAUGA